This is a messenger RNA of Pseudoliparis swirei, 4884 nucleotides long. RefSeq names its product leucine rich repeat containing 4Ba (gene lrrc4ba). Gene Ontology annotation, molecular function: protein binding. The transcript is spliced from 3 exons. The coding region runs from base 393 to 2579 and encodes 728 amino acids. The record is from RefSeq and is a predicted model, not a curated record. Gene Ontology annotation, cellular component: plasma membrane. Lineage: Eukaryota; Metazoa; Chordata; Actinopteri; Perciformes; Liparidae.
UGAGGGGAGGUGAGAGCUCUCGGAGUAUCCGACCAGCGCGUGUUGAGCAUGAUGUGUGUUUCAGGACUUGAACGCAGCAUCCUAAAAUAAAGUAACUCCUGGGUUCUUCUCACUUCACAAAAAGCCUCACUCAAAUCCCCAGACGACGCGAGGAAGAAGGGAAUAACAUCUGUUCAUCUGCAUUUUUCUAUGUUCAAAGAACAAGAGGAAAAAGAGAUCCGGAGAUCGACAGAGGACGAAAGACAUCUCAGAGGAUGCAGAAUUAGAAAGAACAAAUUGCGUCUGGCGGACCGAAGGGAUCUAGAACACACACCUUUUCUCUCAAAUCCACCAGCGUGGAGUCACCUCACCUGCACCUUCGGAUUAAAGAGCAGGGUCAUGUCCCAGUUGCCAUGCGCCUCGCCACGCUGACCUGCCUCCCCGGCCCUUCCCCCUUCCUCUUUCUAUUGGCCCAGCUGCUAGUGCGGCUCCUCCUCCCUGGGCCGGAGUUGGUGGGAGCCGCCUCCUCCUGCCCCUCCAUGUGCACCUGCUCCAACCAGGCCAGCCGAGUCAUCUGCACCAGGCAAAACCUGGAGGAUGUGCCGGAAAGCAUAUCCGUCAACACGCGAUACCUCAACCUGCAGGAGAACUCCAUGCAGGUUAUCAAGUCCGACACGUUCAAGCACUUGAGGCACCUUGAGAUCCUCCAGCUCUCCAAGAAUCACAUCCGUCAGAUUGAAGUCGGAGCAUUCAAUGGCCUCCCCAACCUCAACACGCUGGAGCUGUUCGACAACCGCCUCACACUGGUGCCAUCACAUGCCUUUGAGUACCUCAGCAAGCUGCGGGAGCUGUGGCUGCGCAACAACCCCAUCGAGACUCUGCCGGGCUACGCCUUCCACCGCGUGCCCUCGCUGCGUCGCCUGGACCUCGGUGAGCUCAAGAAGUUGGAUUUCAUCUCUGACGCAGCCUUCGUGGGCCUCAUUAAUCUACGCUACCUGAACCUGGGAAUGUGCGCGCUGAAGGACAUUCCCAAACUGACGCCGCUCGUGCGUUUGGAGGAGCUGGAACUGUCGGGGAACAAGCUGGAGAUCAUCCGCCCCGGAUCCUUCCAGGGCCUGGUGUCCCUCCGCAAGCUGUGGCUGAUGCACUCGCAGGUGGCCGUCAUCGAGCGCAACGCCUUCGAUGACCUGAAAAGCCUGGAGGAGCUCAACCUGUCGCACAACUCCCUGCACUCCUUGCCCCACGAUCUCUUCACACCCCUUCACCAGCUGGAGAGAGUACACCUCAAUCACAACCCAUGGGUCUGCAACUGUGAUGUGCUGUGGCUGAGUUGGUGGCUGAAAGAGACGGUGCCCAGCAACACCACCUGCUGUGCCCGCUGCCACGCCCCUCCGUUCUUAAAGGGCAAGUACAUUGGAGAGCUUGACCAGAGCCACUUCACCUGCUACGCGCCAGUCAUCGUGGAGCCGCCUACGGACCUUAAUGUGACCGAGGGUAUGGCUGCGGAGCUCAAAUGUCGCACAAGCACCUCCACGACGUCGGUGAACUGGAUCACCCCCAAUGGCACGCUGAUGACCCACGGCUCCUACAAGGUGCGGAUAUCCGUCCUGCACGACGGCACCCUCAACUUCACCAAUGUCACCCUGCGCGAUACGGGCCAGUACACCUGCAUGGUCACCAAUGCUGCCGGCAACACCACAGCGACUGCUGUCCUUAACGUCACCGCGGCCGAUUCCAGUGUCAACUACACCUACUUCACAACAGUCACUGUGGAAACAGUGGAGACCCCCGGAGAAGAAGAGUCUGCGUUGGUAGCCAUCAAUGAGACUUUCAUACGUGUUCACCCUGGGCCCACGCCGUCGGGUCACCUGUGGCCGGAAGGUGUUCCGACCACAGCCUCCUCCUUGUUAGUCGGCUGGGCCUCCUCCUCUCCUCGGGCCACCCGACCUACGUUCACUGUGCCCAUCACGGAGCCGGGCUUCUCGGGCCUGGAUGAUGUGAUGAAGACCACCAAGAUCAUCAUAGGCUGCUUCGUCGCCAUCACAUUCAUGGCAGCGGUGAUGCUGGUGGUGUUCUACAAGUUGAGGAAGCAGCACCAGCUGCAUAAACACCACGGCCCUGCUCGUGCCAUCGAGAUCAUCAAUGUGGAGGAUGAGCUGGGGGCGGGGGCCACUGGUCGGGGCAGCGGCAUCUCAGGAGGCUCCACAGUGACGCAGAGCGGAAGCAGUGGACUGGGAGGGGGCCAGAGCCUCAGGCUGCACCACCCAGAGAUAGUCAACCUGCCAAACCUGGCCCGAUCGGAGCACCUCAACCACUACUACAAAACCCAUCACUUCAACAACAACAUGAUGAGCCUGGGCAUGGGAGCCGGCUCUGGCGUGGGCCUCAACAACAACAACAACCCCUCGCUUUGCUCUCAGUCUCAGAACACGUCCAUGUCCUGUUCCCAGGUUCCAACCAGUGGAGGAAUGGCCACAGGUGGCACCCUGCCCCAGUUGGGUCUCCACAGUUCUCUGAAAGGCCUUAUGGGGAAAAGCCAGAAAGAGCCCCUGCUUUUUAAGAGCAGCUCCAAGGAAAAUGUGCAAGAGACUCAAAUUUGAGUCAAGGUGAGAGUGAAAGUAAGAGGUAAGAAAGAAGAGAUUGCUGGUGGAGAUUGAGUGGGACAGAGCCUGUGAGACCGGGCGCAUGAGACUGAUUGUAGCCCACUGUCCUCAUGGACAGAUUCCAGAGGAGAUUAUAUUCACAGAGACACUGGUGUGUGUCGUCAAUGUGUUGACAGGAAGAAGCAGAUACGAAGACUGAAGGAGGCAGAGUUUGAUAUCUGAUCAGCAGAUGUCCCACCAACCGCAUCCAAACAUCAUUUAAAACAGACUCAGACACAAACAUAUAGGAUGUAAACCACCAACACCAGAACCAUGCAGGUUACUGUGCAGAUAGUCUUUGCCAAAGUGAAGAUCAAGCCAACUCUUUUCAAGUGGAAAGCUCGGAAAUGAGCGAUGAGCAUCUCUAGGUUUUCUACUGAUCGCUUCGUAUAUUUCUAGACACUUUCAGUGUAUAUAUUUGGAGGGAGACACAUUAAUGUCCAUUGAACAUGUUGUCAGAUUAGUGUUUGGCACUAAGCAGCAAACAAUGGUUUGGGUCAGCGGUCCGGUCCCAGGUUUCCAGGAAGCUCUAAAACAAAACAGAGAAAGCUAAAUUAGAGCCGUGCAGCGAUUCUGUCCGAGACUCACGCGUCAGACUAAUAUUUCGCAGGGAGACAGAACAACAACAACAACAACAACAAAAUUCUUCGAGCGGCUUCACUCUCACUUUCUCACUUGUUUCCCCCUUUUACACCUUACUGUCUUCUUUGAAGGAGUAGAGAAACCGAGUGGUUAUCAUGGGAGAAGAACAAUCCCGUGGCUAAUAUAAAGGACAAUGAGAAUUAUAAGAACCGAAAGUCCAUAUUAUAUACAACGUAAAUAUAUUUUCAUUCAAAGAAAUAAAUUAUAAAGAAUCUUUAUCAGGCGUCUGACUGAAAACUACAACGUUUGAAGAACAUAUAUAUAUAUAUAUAUAUAUAAAUAUAUAUAUAUAUAAAAAUAAAAAAAGAAGCUGUUGAAGUGGCCCUCCCUAACAACUUACCAAACUUGGAACAAGAUGGCGGCUCUGACUGCUGCGUGAGGACACGAGUCGGACAGUGGCGUCUGUUGAGAGGGAGCUCAAACAAAAAACCUGGCAAAGUGUUUGAGUGAAUUAAUUUUGGUCUUGACUGUUUUUGUAGCCACACAAAGUGUUUCCCCUCUCCUGUCACAUUCACAUGAACAGGGUCUUUGGAGGAGGGAGAUCUCUACCGCAAAAAUAUGAAAUACGACGACAACUCCUCAUCAUUUGGUAUUCAGUUUAGCUAUAGCAUUAAUAAUCAUAAUCAUAAUGGUAAUAAUGAUAACAAGCGUUAGCUUUUAUUUGGCAUUAUGGUAAUUUGUUGAUGGACACAUUUAAUGACCAACAUAUGUUACACUAUUUUACUAUAAAGUAGCACAUGCUAAUUCAGCAUGCUCUCUGAAAAAAACACAUUUGGUUUUAACAUAUAAUGUUUCACAAUAAUGAUAUGACACACAAUUGUUAGAAUGUUAUCAUUAUUAUCAUCCAUAUGACUAUUAUUAUUACUACUACUUGUGCCUACAAAUAGCUGAAAAGUACAGUUUCUUUCAUUUGUAUAUGCCACUGAAGUAGUUUUGUGACUGAUCCUGUUGGACUGAUGAACGGCGGUGGGACGGACUCAGCGUGCCACGAGAUGAACUCCACACGCAUUAGCAGGAAAUAACCUGGCCCUCAAAAUGGCUUCUCAGUCCAGCCCCUCACUGACUGGUGUGCUCUGAUGUCUCAAGCAGCCAGGACCCCUCAUGUGAUCACGCAUUAAAGACAGGACAUGGACCUUUGAUGAAGACUGCUCCUUUGCAGGGGAUUAUUUCACAACUGUGUCUCAGUGUUAUCGUGUAUGAGUGGAUUUCAUGGCAGCGGGGAGCUAAAUGGACGACAGGCAUUGCCGAGCAUUUUUAAAGGUAAGCGAAGCUCGUUGGUGAAACAGAAGGUGGCAUACAGUGCAGUAUAUAGUGGUGGGUGGAUUUUUUUUCUAAAGAAAACGGACAAUUAAAUGAAAACAUAUAGAACCUUAUAGAUCUCUUUUGAAGAAAAAAAAAUUACGAUGAGUGUUUUUUAUUUUUUAUUUUUAUCUAGUUUGAUUAUUUCUUUUUUUUCCUUCUUUUUUUUAAUCAAGUGAUAUCUUUAUUGUAAUAUUGUUAUUGUUAUUAUAAUUAGCUAAUUACACUGGUUAUAAUUAUGAGAGAUGUUCUGUUAGCAGAGGUCACUUUGAAAAUUAAAAAAACCUGGCACAUAAAAUGGCAGUUGAAGUCUGUGAAACAU